AUUAAGCCAACAACAAUCCGAACAGUGCUCUCCAUUGCUGUGAGUAGAGGCUGGAAGAUUCACCAAUUAGACAUCAACAAUGCCUUUCUCAAUGGUAAACUUGAUGAGACAAUAUUCAUGCAACAACCGGUGGGUUUUACAGAUCCAAAUCAACCCCACCAUGUUUGUCGCCGCAAGAAGUCCUUGUACGGCCUAAAGCAGGCCCCAAGAGCCUGGUUCCGUGAGCUCAAGCAAUUUCUCCUAUCUUUUGGCCUCACAAAUUCAAGGUCAUAUAGCUCGCUCUUUGUUUCUCCUUCUGGUAUUGACCGGCUCUAUGUUUUGGUUUAUGUAGACGAUAUUCUAAUCACCGGAAGCAACUCUGCCAUCAUCUCCAAGCUAAUCCAUGCCAUGAGCACAAGAUUCUCCUUGAAAGAUCUUGGAGAACUUAAUUUCUUUCUUGGUGUCGAGGCCAUUCAUACUACUACUGGUCUUUUCCUCUCACAAAGGCGCUACAUAGAAGACAUCCUGCACCGGUCACACAUGGAAAACUCCAAAGCAGUAAGUACACCACUUGCUUCUACUACCACCCUUCAACAGACUGCAGGACACACUCUUACAGAUCCAACGGAGUAUAGAAAGAUUGUUGGCUCCCUACAGUAUCUUAACCUGACACGACCGGACAUUUGUUUUGCCACAAGUAAGCUUUCUCAGUUUAUGCACAGUCCUACAGACCUCCAUUGGCAAGCGGUAAAAAGGGUUCUUCGGUACCUUAAGGCAACUCUUAAUCAUGGUCUCCUUAUUCGUCCUCAAUCCUCACUAUCUCUUCAUGGCUUCACGGAUGUUGAUUGGGCUGGAGACAAAGACCAUUUCACCUCUACGACAGGGUAUCUAAUGUAUCUCGAUUCCAACCUUGUGUCUUGGAAAGCCACCAAACAACGAGCCGUAGCUCGAAGCUCUACUGAAGCAGAGUAUAGGGCUUUAGCAGCAGGCACUUCAGAACUUGUAUGGAUCCAAAACCUUCUUUUUGAACUUGGCAUUCGACCUACUUCCCCUCCAGCACUCUACUGUGAUAACCUUGGUGCUACUUAUCUUAGUAGUAACCCAGUGAUGCACUCUCGUAUGAAGCACAUUGCAAUAGACCUUCAUUUUGUUUGGGAUUUAGUUGACAAGAAAGUUGUUCGAGUCUCACACAUUGCAUCCAUAGAUCAACUAGCUGAUGGACUCACUAAACCUCUUUCUAGUCAUCGGUUUCUCUCCUUAAGAUCCAAGAUUGGAGUCACUGACGGCUCCUCCAUCUUGCGGGGGCGUGUUAAGGAAAUAAAUUAUUCCUCGUCAAUCUCUUGAUUUACAUCUUUAUUAUCAUUAUUGUAAUUAGUUAAUUAUAUAUCUUUCCUUAUACAUAUGAUUUAGGGCAACAGACUCUUUGUAUAUAUACAUGUGCUGUAAAUACAAAUUUGAUAUGGAAUACAAAUUGUCUCAAACCUGUUAUAGGUCUCCUCAUUUGCUUUUUGUUAAUUUCCUACUUCUUCCUUAUUUGCUUUUUGUUUAUAUAAAAGUAUAUCACAUAG
Molecule: messenger RNA, 1547 nt
Organism: Rubroshorea leprosula
Lineage: Eukaryota; Viridiplantae; Streptophyta; Magnoliopsida; Malvales; Dipterocarpaceae
Source: the annotation of a GenBank genome assembly